AUGGAAAUUGGAUUUUCAGUUCGCUUUUGUGCGUGUGUCGUAGCUCUUUUCGUCUUUUCUCUGGAAAUCUAUUGUGCAGAUCUGAGUUAUAAUGUUCCAGAAGAAAUGAAGCGCCAGAAUGUUAUUGGAAAUGUAGCCAAAGACCUCGGAAUUGAUGGUAAACAAUUAUCUGCACGAAAGGCUCGGAUAGAAGCGGAGGAUAACAUCAAACGGUAUUGUGACAUUAAUCUAUAUUCUGGUGAUUUAUUUGCGACAGAGACAAUAGACCGGGAUGAGCUUUGUGGUUCUCGACUUUCAUGCAUUCUCAGUUAUGAGCUUGUCCUAGAAAAUCCUCUUGAAGUGCAUCGCAUAUUACUGCAAAUUCAGGAUAUAAAUGACAACGCACCGCGAUUUCUUAAUGAGCGCAUUAGCUUUGAAAUCACAGAAUCAGCAGAUAAAGGCCAGCGAUUCCGUUUGGAUGAAGCACAUGAUUCAGACAUUGGACAUAACGCAGUGAAGAGCUACUCACUACAGAAAAAUGAACAUUUCAUCUUGACUGUACAUGAUACUGCAGAUGGAGGAAAAUACGCUGAACUCGUACUGGAAAAGGAACUGGAUCGUGAACAACAGAAGGAGAUAGAAAUGAUACUCACAGCAACUGAUGGUGGUACACCACAGAGAUCUGGUACUGCUGUCAUACACAUUACUGUUCUAGAUAUUAAUGAUAAUUUACCAGUAUUCAGUCAGUCUGUUUAUAAGGUUACUCUGCCUGAAAAUACACCGUCAGGUACAUCAGUAAUCACAGUGAGUGCCACAGAUGCUGAUGAAGGUCCAAACGGUGAAGUAUCAUAUGAAUUCAGCAGGAUAUCAGAUAAAGCUGCAAAACUAUUUUCGGUGGAAAAGUCAACAGGACAGAUUGUGGUGAUUGGAGAAAUUGAUUAUGAGAAGGAACAAAAUUAUGAAAUUGGUAUUCAGGCCAAAGAUGCAUCUGGAUUAUCAUCAACUGCUAAAGUGAUCAUAGAUGUAAGUGAUGUGAAUGACAAUCCACCCAGAAUCAUUAUGAAGUCUUUGAAUAAUCCAAUACCUGAGAAUUCAGUGCCAGGUACUGAGGUGGGUAUCAUUAAUGUUCAAGACAAAGAUUCAGGAGAAAAUCGUCAGAUUCGUUGUUCUGUUCAGCAAAAUGUUCCUUUCAAACUAAACCCAUCUGUUAAAAACUAUUUAUCUCUAGUAACUACAAACACUCUCGAUCGAGAGAAACAAUCAGAUUACAACAUAACUGUCACAGCAACUGAUGGAGGAUCACCACCAUUAUCCACCUCCAUGACAAUUCAUUUAUCUAUCUCAGAUGUGAAUGACAAUCCUCCUGUAUUUGAGCAGCAGUCCUACAGUACUUAUGUGACUGAAAACAACAAACCAGGCACAUCUGUUUGUUCAGUCAGUGCAAAUGAUCCAGACUGGAGGCAGAACGGCACUGUACUUUACUCUCUGAUAUCCAGUGAGGUCAAUGGUGUUCCAGUGUCCUCAUUUUUAUCUAUUAAUGGAGAUACAGGGGUGAUCCAUGCUGUAAGAUCAUUUGACUAUGAGCAGUUCAGAAACUUUACAGUCCAAGUUGUUGCCAGAGAUAAUGGAUCUCCACCGCUCAGCAGUAAUGUGACUGUGAAAGUCUUCAUAACAGAUGAGAAUGAUAACUCUCCACAGAUAUUAUACCCUGUUCCAGACGGAAAAUCUCUAAUGACUGAGAUGAUCCCUAAAGCGACUCUCUCAGGCUCUCUGGUGUCAAAGGUGAUCGCUGUGGAUGCUGACUCUGGACAGAACGCAUGGCUCUCCUAUCAGAUUGUGAAGUCUACUAAUCCGGGACUUUUCAGCAUUGGUCUCCAUACUGGCGAGAUCAGAACACAACGAGACAUUUCUGAAUCUGACAAUAUGAAGCAGAACCUCAUCAUUUCAGUGAAGGAUAACGGACAACCAUCUCUCUCUACAACCUGUGCUGUAAAUUUACUAAUUUCUGACAACCCUUCUGAAGUUCCAGAACUUAAAGAUAUGACUUAUGAGGAGAGCAACUCCAAAUUAACGUCAUACUUGAUCAUUGCAUUAGUGUCCGUGUCCACCUUCUUUCUGACGUUCAUUACAUUGAUUCUGGUCCUGAAGGUUUGUCGCAGGAGAAAGCCCAGACUGUUGUUUGAUGGAGCGGUCGCUGUCCCCAGCGCCUAUCUGCCUCCUAACUAUGCAGAGGUGGAUGGAGCAGGAACUCUCCGCAGCGCUUACAAUUACGACACAUAUUUAACAACAGGAUCGCGCACGAGUGACUUCAAGUUUGUAACAUCAUAUAAUGACAACACACUUCCUGCUGGCGGUACUCUGCAACAAGAACAAAACAGACAUUUUGAUCCGAGCAUGAUAACUCUAGACCUUACAGAAGAUGAUGAUGAGGUAAGAGAGGCUUAACUUCUCUGGAGUGUGUUUUCUGUAUGAUGACCUAAAUCGCUGCUUUAAGCACCAUACAAUGCAUCAUUGGAGAAACUUGCUAGUCACAACUUUUAUGAAAACAUGGUAACUUUGUUGCUCUUUCGUUGUUGUAAUCACGUUGAUCCGACAAUAUUCUUAUGCAUUAGUUAGAAAUCGAUUACUGUUGAUCGUGGCGUUAACAUAGAAUCUAAGAAGUAUUUUUUUCUACUUUUAUUCUCUCUUGUUUUGUUUAAUUUUCUGAUAUUUCAUUCAUUCGCAAGAUACCUCUUAAGACAUUCUGGCGUAGGGAUGACUGGGGAUGAUUUUCCCAUUUUUGACAUUUUUGUCUUUGUCGUGGAGUUGUUUUAAGCCAGUGUGUUCAAAAUGUGAUUCACACUAUCUGCUAUAAAAUUACAUAGCUGUUUUCUUUGGAGCACAAACAGAAAAUGCAUGUUUAAUUUCAAACAAGAGGAUUGAAAUGUGAUAAUGCACCCCAUAAUCCCGAUUAGUUCAACCUUUGUUGAAAUGUAUCAAUAUGACAUCCACCAUGUCUGACAAAGGGCUCUGGUUUCUCAUACGUGGAAUAAGGACUAAAAGCAUAUGUGAAGCACAUAAGGUGAUUUGUAACUUGCACCUGAUUAAAAAAAUUGGAAGUACUACAACUGACUUGACCUGUGUAUCAAACAUUCAAGGUUUUUCCUAAGUCCCUCAGUGAGACAGAGUUAUGAGGUCACCUGCAGGAAAAUCGGC
This is a messenger RNA of Paramisgurnus dabryanus, 3174 nucleotides long. The record is from RefSeq and is a predicted model, not a curated record. Lineage: Eukaryota; Metazoa; Chordata; Actinopteri; Cypriniformes; Cobitidae.